This is a messenger RNA of Protopterus annectens (West African lungfish), 2872 nucleotides long. RefSeq names its product sphingosine-1-phosphate receptor 1 (gene S1PR1). Gene Ontology annotation, molecular function: sphingosine-1-phosphate receptor activity. The record is from RefSeq and is a predicted model, not a curated record. Lineage: Eukaryota; Metazoa; Chordata; Ceratodontiformes; Protopteridae. The transcript has 2 exons. Gene Ontology annotation, biological process: angiogenesis; sphingosine-1-phosphate receptor signaling pathway. Gene Ontology annotation, cellular component: membrane. The coding region runs from base 418 to 1524 and encodes 368 amino acids.
UAAGAAAAAUAGCCUUGCAUUUUAGCUGUAGUAAAUAGGGAGGCAGAAAUGUAAUAAGAGUAGGUAGAUUUUUCUGUACUCUCCUUCAGACAGGCAUUACAAAAAUUAAUAGUGUGCAUGUCUCUUUAAAAAAGAUUUUCAAGGUCCUUUAAAGCUAUGGUACUUUCUCUUCAUGCAGUCAGUGUCACGGUUGCCACUAUACGUAGAUGUGGAGAGCCGCAGAUGCAAUUCAUCAGCUAAAACAAGACUUCAGCACAAGGAAAAAAAAAACUUCAUUAUAAGUAAAACUCAAACUAUAAAACUUACUUUCCCUCGGUACUGUCUUCUUGGAAUACAAUUUAACAAGAAACAGACAGCAGCACCCCCUGCUGGCAUCAACUCACUGAGAAAGGAAGAAGCACCAUUACUAACUCCAAAAUGAUGCCAUCUAUCAGUGACUACACAAACAGUGAUACAAUUGUACUUCAUUACAACUACACUGGAAAACUCCGAACACAUGAACAUGGACUAAAAGUAACCACAUUAUUGUUUAUUAUAGUCUGUUUUUUUAUUGUCUGUGAAAACAUUUUUGUUCUCUUGACCAUAUGGAGAACCAAAAAGUUUCAUCGGCCAAUGUAUUAUUUCAUUGGUAACCUAGCACUGUCGGACCUACUGGCUGGUGUCGUCUACACUGCCAAUUUACUCUUAUCUGGAGAAAAGACCUACACUUUAACCCCAGUGGAAUGGUUUCUAAGGGAAGGAAGCAUGUUUAUUGCUUUGUCAGCAUCGGUUUUCAGUUUACUAGCAAUUGCAAUUGAAAGGCAUGUCACUAUGCUGAAAAUGAAACUUAAUAAAAACGGCAAUAGCUGCAGAGUGUUUCUCCUAAUCAGUGCCUGCUGGGUGAUUUCUAUUAUUCUAGGUGGACUUCCAAUCAUGGGCUGGAACUGCAUUAGAGAUCUCCGUCAUUGUUCUACUGUGCUUCCUCUGUAUCACAAACACUACAUCCUGUUUUGUACUACUGUCUUAAUUAUUAUCCUGUUGGCAGUUGUUGUCCUCUAUGCAAGAAUCUACUCCUUGGUAAGGACUAAAAGUCGUGCAUUUACUCUGAGGAAGUCUUCAACGCCCACCAAGGGAAGCAAUGAGAAAUCCAUGGCUUUGCUAAAGACUGUUAUUAUCGUUCUUGGUGCAUUCAUUGCUUGCUGGGCUCCACUUUUUAUAUUAUUAUUACUGGAUGUUGCAUGUAAAGUAAAGGAAUGUACAAUUUUGUACCAGAUUGAUUACUUUUUAGCUGUGGCUGUGCUUAACUCCGCUAUGAAUCCCAUCAUAUAUACUCUGACCAGUAAAGAGAUGAGAAAAGCAUUUGCAAAGAUGCUAUGUGGGGGGUGCUGCUCUGAACCCAAAAAUAGUGCUACUUUCAAAAGGCCAUUUAUUGGUUCAAAUGAAUUCAGUAGAAGCAGGUCAGAUAACUCAUCUCAUCCACACAAAGAAGAACCUGAGUAUCCAGAAACAUUUGUGUCUUCAGGCAAUGUAAAUUCAUUGUCAUAAGGACAAGCGUAGAGAUAAAUGAAGGUACUAGAAUGUAUGUGCUGUCUGACAGUGUCCAUGUUCUAGGAAGUGAAACUAAAGGUAUAUAUUCUCCUAGACGAAGAUUGAUGGUAGUGCUUAAUAUGGUGGGUAGAGCACUUAUAAAAAAGGGUCUGAAAGAAAGGAAAAUGCCUCCCACUUCAGCAACCAACUAGGUUUCUUGGGACACACAUGUUUGAGAAAUGACAGAAUAAAAUUAGACAGUAUGACUUUCACAAAAACUUCUGUGCAGUUCCGUCUCCCAUAUGAAUAGCUUGCACUGUUGAACUCUAAGGCAAGGCUUGCCCUGUCUUAGUUUUUUGUUCUGAAUUUGGAAGCAUUUAACUUAUAUGACAAUGAUUCAUUGACUAUACAAAUGUGUAAUACCAUGUACUGCUGUACAGAAGACAACAUGUGACCUGCCUAGAAGGACACCAAGCUGUGUGUGCCAGAAAGGCACAUUAAUUUAGCUGCACAGAGAAAGGUGGGAAAUGAAAAGUAGAACUCGUUCAUGUUUCCAGAGUGAAUGAAUGAAUGAAUGCUACUGUGCAAACUGUGCUGGAACAACUCGGGUCUGGGACUGAAUGCAGUACAACUAAAUAUGUUGCAAAGGAGGAUGAUACCAGAACACGAGGUAUUGCACAGCUGUGCACUAAGCAAGGUGACACAUUUUAUCACAAAACAUCAGUGGAAUGUACUUAUGUUUAUGUCACAAAUACCGAGUACAAAAUUACCAGACUUAUGUCACAAAUGGUGAAUAACAACAGGGUCUGCUGCAUGCCCUUCACUAGGAUCACACGUAGGAGUGCACGACUGUGAUUUAUAAAUGCACUUAGCCACAGUGUUUCAGUUACUGUAUUUUGUAGUAACAUAAGAACGUUUUCAUUUUUUUCUUAAUGUCAUGAACUGCAGUAACAGACAUGACAAGGUUGCACUGACUGUAUGAAAUGAAGUUCAGUGCAAAGAUGAUACAUAUCUGAAUGUACUGUCUGUAUAGAAAUUUGUUUAAUGUUAGCUGCAUAUUGUUAAUAUUGGUUAACCAAGCUGAAUCCUCAUGAAUGUUAGUAUUUAUAAAAUAUCACAAUGCUUUUAAAAGGUAAAAAAGCAUUAAUGUAAUAAGCCUGUAACCAGAUAUAUAUUGGGAAAAUUACUGAAGCACAUUUACAUCACAGCAUUGUAGAUCUAUACAUUAUGAACAUGCAGUGCAAUUAAACAAAUAGCAUUUCUAUACAUGCUUUUAAGUAUUUUAUGGGGUGACUGGAUUUCAGUUGCACAAUUUAUACUGGUCAUACUAUGUCUGAACAGUUAAUAAAAAUGCAAACUCUCUAAA